Molecule: messenger RNA, 705 nt
Organism: Theobroma cacao (cacao)
Lineage: Eukaryota; Viridiplantae; Streptophyta; Magnoliopsida; Malvales; Malvaceae
Source: RefSeq, a predicted model, not a curated record
AUGGAAGUUCAUCCAUUGGCGAGAUGUAGGAGGCAUUCAGAUACUGCAGCAUCAAUUGGGAAAAUAAUCAGUCUGGCCUCAGAAAAAGCAGUGGAAAUGGGAGAAAAUGAUGGAAUCUCUGAUGAGGAUUCCAUCUCUAUAGUUGGGGGUGAUUUCAAUGCAAUUUUACAUAGUGGAGAACGGUUGAACGGAGUUGUGCCACAUACAGGUUCUAUGAAAGAUUUUGCUACCGCUUUGCUUGAUUGUGGGUUAAUGGAUGGUGGCUAUAAAGGAAACUCAUUCACUUGGACUAAUAACCGUAUGUUUCAACGGUUGGACAGAAUGGCUUAUAAUCAUCAUUGGGCAAACUUUUUUGCUUCUACACGUAUACAGCACCUGAAUAGGGAUGGAUCAGAUCAUUGUCCAUUGUUGAUUUCCUGCUCUAAGAACCAGGAUAGAGUGCCUUCAUCUUUUCGAUUCCUGCAUGCUUGGGUCCUCCACCAUGGUUUUAAAAAGUUCUUGGAACAAAAUUGGACUUCCUCCAUUGUUGGCUUUAGAUUACAAGCUUUCUGGGUGAAGCAACGAUGUCUAAAACAAGCUCUGAAACGAUGGAAUAAGGAGGUUUUCGGAGACAUAUUCCACAAUUUGAAGGUGGCAGAACAAAGAGCUGCAGAUUGUGAAAUAAUUUUCAACAGGCGUAGUCAAUGGAGAACCGAGUUACCAUGA